UCGCUGCGCCCCGACUCGGGGGCGGCAUGAGCCCCCGGCCGCAGCCCUAGCGCCCGCUCCUCCGCCCGGGCGGCCCGGCUGCGGUGACGGGCGCUCCUGCAGGGGUGGGGGCCAUGAAGCCGAGUGCGGCCGGGACGGCGAGGGAGCUGGAGCCGCAGGCGCCGGCCCGGGGCGAGCCGCGCGCGGCGGAGCCCGAGGGGCGCUGGCGGGAGAAGGGCGAGGCGGACACGGAGCGGCAGCGCACCCGGGAGCGGCAGGAGGCCACGCUGGCCGGGCUGGCUGAGCUGGAGUACCUGCGCCAGCGCCAGGAGCUGCUGGUCCGGGGUGCCCUGCGUGGCGCCGGGGGCGCUGCGCCCCGCGCUGGGGAGCUGCCGGGGGAGGCGGCGCAGCGCAGCCGCCUGGAGGAGAAGUUCUUGGAAGAGAAUAUCUUGCUGCUGCGGAAGCAGUUGAAUUGUUUGAGGAGAAGAGAUGCUGGUUUGUUGAAUCAGUUGCAAGAACUUGACAAGCAGAUAAGUGACCUGAGACUGGAUGUAGAAAAGACAUCUGAAGAGCACCUGGAGACAGACAGUCGGCCCAGCUCAGGGUUUUAUGAGCUGAGUGAUGGGGCUUCAGGAUCCCUUUCCAAUUCCUCUAACUCGGUCUUCAGUGAGUGUUUAUCCAGUUGUCAUUCCAGCACCUGCUUUUGCAGCCCCUUGGAGGCAACCUUGACUAUCUCAGAUGGUUGCCCCAAAUCUGCAGAUGUGCAUCCCAAGUACCAGUGUGAUCUGGUGUCUAAAAACGGGAACGAUGUGUAUCGCUAUCCCAGUCCGCUUCACGCCGUGGCCGUGCAGAGCCCCAUGUUUCUCCUUUGCCUGACGGGCAACCCUCUGAGGGAAGAGGAGAGGCUUGGUAACCAUGCCGGUGACAUCUGUGAUGGAUCUGAGCCGGACGCCAUCAAGACAGCCACUUCCUUACCAUCUCCAAGCAGUUUGUGGUCUGCUCCCCAUCCUUCGUCCAGUAAGAAAAUGGACGGCUACAUUCUGAGCCUGGUCCAGAAAAAAACACACCCCGUAAGGACCAACAAACCAAGAACCAGUGUGAACGCUGACCCCACGAAGGGGCUUCUGAGGAACGGGAGCGUUUGUGUCAGAGUGACCGGGGGCGUCUUACAGGGCAACAGCGGGAACCUUAAGAAUCCUAAACAGGUGCUUUUGCCCCCUGGCGGAGUCCCUUCUUUGGACAGUGGGACGUUCUCCCCGCCGAAGCAGUGGUCCAAAGACUCAAAGGCAGAACCACUGGAAAGCAAGAGGUUGUCCCCGCCGGAGGGCGCUGCCGCUGAACUUCCAAGUAAGCAUGUGCCCAAGAAUGCCAAGCCAGCUUCGCAGGAACACGCUCGGGGGCCCGCCGCAGUGACGGGGGACUCCCCCAGAGACAGCAUUCAGGUCCUCGCUGCCUCUCCGAAGGAGAGCCCUGGGAGGGGCCCGGCCCCGCCGCAGGAGAACAAAGCUGGGCAGCCGCUGAAAAAGGUGCCCCAGAAAGGCGGCCUGCCGCCCGCCCCUCCGGCAGCGCCCCCUGUCGCCCCCGCGGCGCUGCUGGCCGCGGCUUUCGCGGUGGAGGAGCGGCCCGCGCUGGAUUUCAGGAGCGAGGGCUCCUCUUCGCAGAGCCUGGAGGAAGCGCCCCCCGUGAAGGC
This is a messenger RNA of Herpailurus yagouaroundi (jaguarundi), 1669 nucleotides long. It is a transcript of the gene DACT1, whose product is annotated as dishevelled binding antagonist of beta catenin 1. Lineage: Eukaryota; Metazoa; Chordata; Mammalia; Carnivora; Felidae. Gene Ontology annotation, cellular component: cytoplasm. The annotation marks the transcript as partial. Gene Ontology annotation, biological process: regulation of Wnt signaling pathway, planar cell polarity pathway; negative regulation of canonical Wnt signaling pathway; negative regulation of JNK cascade. The transcript has 4 exons. The record is from RefSeq and is a predicted model, not a curated record.